AUGGAGGAAUUGGCUACGCUAUCGCCGAGUAAGCCGCUUACGUCUUCAAUUCUCGACCUCAUUAUAAUCACGCUCGAUUUCCACGUCAUGCUCUUGGAUUCCUUGGAUUUGAAGCUGGAUACUAUCGCGCUUAUUGUCACGCUUUCUUCUGUCACGUCACUUGCUAGGGAGUUUCAGCGCCGCGGCGCGAACGUGUUCGCCACGUCACGCCGAGUCGACACGAUGAAGGGGCUGAAGGAGAAAGGGGUGAACACGCUUGCGCUCGACGUCACAUCUGAGCCGUCCAUCCAGGCAGCAGUCAAGCAGAUCACCAGCCAAACGGGGCGGGUGGACGUGUUGGUCAACAACGCCGGGUGUGGGCUGCCGGGGCCACUGGCAGAACUACCCAUGGCGAGGAUCAAAGAGGUGUAUGACACGAACCUGUUUGGAGCAUUGGCGUUGUCCCAGGCAGUGUUUCCCUACAUGCACAAGCAGAGGAGCGGGCGAAUCAUCAACGUUUCCAGUGUUGCUGGUUACACGUACAGGUGGGGUGGUUACAGUUACAGGCCCUUCGUGGGGACGCCCUUCGUGGGGACGUAUGGGAGCAGCAAGGCGGCGUUCAACGCGGUUACCAACUGCAUGCGCGUGGAAAUGAAACCUCUGGGGAUCGGUGUUGUGCUUGUUACACCCGGCUACAUCCGCACCAACAUUUUCAGAUCUUCGCUCGUCCUUUCAGAUUCGCUCAGCUUAAUGGAUGACGACAGCCCCAGCACCACACUGAAACGAAGUCGAGUUGACAUCACCAUUGGAAAUGCGUUAUUUCAGCUCGAAGGCGCCUCCCACGUUGACUCGGAUCCAAAUCAUCAUGAAAAUGGAUACGAGUCAUCAGAUUUACCCUCGAAAACCUCGCCGAAACCAGCGGAGGAGCCGCAAAUCGGCGGGAGAUUCUUCGAGGCGGGCGGUUUUGGUUCCUGCGGCGUCCCGGACGUUCCCGACGACGCGGAGUGCGUGGCGGAUCUCGCGGCAUUUCCUGAGCUGGCUACGCGCAGCGGUACCCGCACGGUGCGCCGGUUGGCGUGCCUGGCGCACAGGUAUCUGCGCCCGUGGAUGGGAAUUCCCGGGGUGAAGCGGGGGAUGGGCGCGCGGGGAAUGAUCAGCGCGCAGAUUCUACACCGGAUGGGUGCUCUCCCUCCUCUCACCCUACUCUCACCCUCCUCUCACCCUACUCUCACCCUCCUCUCACCCUCCUCUCACCCUCCUCUCACCCUCCUGUCACCCUCCUCUCACCCUCCUCUCACCCUCCUCUCACCCUCCUCUCACCCUCCUCUCACCCUCCUCUCACCCUCCUCUCACCCUGUGCUCUCUUGCUGCGGCCACGUGCGGAUCGUGAAAGGCAGAAUCUACUUCCGUUUCGGCGGCUUCGAGUUCGACUGGUUCAAGAUGCGCCGCUUCCUCUUCUCGAUCCUCAUGAUCAAAGAAGCCAUCGCACGCUACAGCCUCCAUUCCCUCACCGCCGAAUUCUUCAUCAACACGUGCGACGCGCACAUCAGCAAAGCCUCAUCUGUCGCAAACCGCCGCGCCGGCCUCCCCAUUUUCAGCACGCACGGCUCCAUCGGCAGCAUCGACAUCCUCUACCCGGACCCGGUGGAUCUGAGCGAAACUUACUUCCGCCGAAGCGAGGCGGAUCAGGUACCUUGGGAGCAGAAGCAGAGCCGUGCGGUGUUCCGAGGGACCAUGACCAAUUUCCACCUGUUUUACGACCGGCAAUGGCGCCCCAGCCCGCGAAUGCGCCUCCACCGCAUGUCAGACGUGCGGCCAGACCUGAUCGACGCGAGGCUUGUGAAGGGAGUGGACCCAGUGUUUCUAGAUGAGCUGCGGGAGGAUGGGAUUAAGAUGGGGGGUCGACUCGGUCCGGCGGAGUUGCAAGCGUUCAAGUAUGAGAUCGAGGUGGACGGUGGUACAGGGACCUGUCGCACGUGCGGGAUUCUGGCAAGCAACCAGAUGAUCAUCAAGCAUGCGAGCGAGUAUUUUGAGUAUUUCUACCCCCUCCUGUGCCCAUACCAGCACUUCGUCCCAACACACCGAUACUUCGAUGAUUUAUUCGAGCGGAUUGAGUGGGCUCGGGAUCAUGACCUCAAGGCGCAGCAGAUUGUGAAGCAGGCCAAUCGGCUUGCAAGGGACGUGUGUACAUGGGAGGGCCGGCGUCUCUACUGGGCGAUUCUCCUCGCGAAAUAUUCCGCCAGCGCGCUCGAGGAUCCUGCCAACGUAACCCGCCCGGCUGUCUUCAAAUGCACGGUCCCUCCAAUCCAAGGUGACGUGGUGAUGCACGGCAUUCGCUCCAAAGAGAAGCCGGAAAAAUGGUACCCCAGGUGUGGGUCUCCAGAGGAAGAUGAGGGGCAGUCCCUGUGUACCCACUGGUGCUCAGGGCGUUUGGAAGAGUCCAAGUGGAAAUGGCUUAGUGCCGACAUUCUGAGUGGAAUUCAGGGCUUCAAGCCGCAAAUUCCCGGAAAUAAGUUCCGAGAUGUGUAA
Closterium sp. NIES-65 is the source of this 2508-nucleotide messenger RNA. Lineage: Eukaryota; Viridiplantae; Streptophyta; Zygnematophyceae; Desmidiales; Closteriaceae. The record is from the annotation of a GenBank genome assembly.